Molecule: messenger RNA, 1023 nt
Organism: Diaporthe citri
Lineage: Eukaryota; Fungi; Ascomycota; Sordariomycetes; Diaporthales; Diaporthaceae
Exons: 1
Coding region: 1-1023 (340 amino acids)
Source: RefSeq, a predicted model, not a curated record
AUGGCAUCAAAGCAGGAAACGUACCAGGAAGCCUCGGAAAGGGAAUCGAUAUUUAAGAAACAUGCCUUCCCGGAGCACACAGUGGACCUAGGCGAAGUGCGCAUGAACUACGCCGUCGCGGGCUCGGAUUCCAACCCAGCUAUCCUGCUCAUCCCGGCGCAGGCCGAAUCGUGGUGGGGAUACGAGGACGCUAUGCACCUACUGGCAGAGUCGUACCAGGUGUACGCGGUCGACCUCCGCGGCCAGGGCAGAUCGACUUGGACGCCUGGGCGGUACAGCCUGGACAACUUCGGCAACGACCUUGUCAAAUUCAUCGACCUCGUCAUCAAGCGGCCCGUCAUCGUCAGCGGGCUGUCGUCCGGCGGCGUCUUGUCCGCGUGGCUGUCGGCGUUUGCAAAGCCCGGGCAGGUACUCGCCUGCGUGUACGAGGACCCGCCGCUGUUCGCGUCCGAGCUCACCCCGGCCGUCGGGCACGGCAUCAGGCAGACGAUUGCCGGUCCGAUAUUCAGGAUCUGGCACAAGUGGCUGGGCCCGCAGUGGUCCGUUGGGAACACGGAGGGGAUGCAGGAGGCCAUGGCCCACGAGCUGCCGAGCUGGAUCAGCAGGGCAAUGACGACCAUGCUGGCCGAGAUCAAGAUCGGGCCCGUGCCGCCCGAGCUGAGGGAAUACGACCCGGAGUGGGCGGAAGUUUUCUCGAGCGGGCGCUUGGCUGCCGGGUGCGACCACGAGAACAUGCUGAGGCAUGUCAAGGUCCCCGUGCUCCUCACGCACCACUACCGCAAGGUCGAUCCAGAAUCGGGCGGGCUCGCUGGUGCGAUCAGCGACGAGCAGGCCGAGCAUGUCAAGAAGCUCGUCGAGGGCGGCGGGAACUCGUUCACGUACAAGAGCUUCCCCAAGACGCCGCACUCGAUGCACGGCCACGACCCGGCGUGCUAUGUCGCUACGGUCACUGCUUGGCUUGAUGAGAGAGGCCUCGGAAAGGCGUUGAGGCCAUCGAAUGAUAAGCCAGCCACGACAGUGUAG